AUGACUGAUCGUCUGCUUACUGCUGUUGGAGUGCCCCGCAUUGUUGACAGACCGCUGGACGGAUGGCACAUGAACCCCGAGAAGCCAGAAAUCGGAAUGAUUCUCACAUACCCGCCGACUUACACGCAACCGCCGAUUGACCACGUCCCCGAACACGUACUUGCUUUCAAGCCGUCGCUCUUCGACAGUGGAGGAGAAGUAAAGCUUGUGCCCCACGGAACUCAACGGAAGUGGCAACAUCUCGGAGUCACUGCCCACAGACUCGAUCCCGAAGAUGCAACCAGACUUCAGCUUCGAACACUUUAG
This is a messenger RNA of Colletotrichum fioriniae, 306 nucleotides long. Lineage: Eukaryota; Fungi; Ascomycota; Sordariomycetes; Glomerellales; Glomerellaceae. The record is from RefSeq and is a predicted model, not a curated record.